This is a messenger RNA of Uncinocarpus reesii 1704, 717 nucleotides long. RefSeq lists its product as uncharacterized. NCBI's taxonomy places the organism in Eukaryota, Fungi, Ascomycota, Eurotiomycetes, Onygenales, Onygenaceae. Gene Ontology annotation, cellular component: Ino80 complex. The transcript has 2 exons. The record is from RefSeq and is a predicted model, not a curated record. Gene Ontology annotation, biological process: chromatin remodeling. Bases 1 to 717 code for a protein of 238 amino acids.
AUGGCGUCGCCAGCUUCGACUCCGUCGUCGACUGCUGGUCGAUCCAGUAAAGUGAGCAAGAAGAGCAAGACGGUGACCCUGAAGCUCUCUUCUGCGCUGCUUAAACGAUUUCCCGGCAUCGCCGUCGCCAGUGUCGACCAUGAAGCAAACGCCAAAGUCUCUGCCUCUCCCUCUGCUUCCUCCUCCUCCUCGACUUCCACUCCUGUCCUUCCUCCCACCGCCUCUGGUGAUAAUGCCUCCGAGCCUCGAUCAACUCCACCAGCCGGCGAUGCCACUCCGGCCGAUGCCUCAAAGAAGAAAGUCGGGAAGACGGUGGCGCAGAGAGCAACGGAAGAGCUACUGGCUCUGGAACCACUGGCAGCCACAAACUCGGGCCGAAAGCCAACCAAGGAGCUAUCAACCGCUGGUCUUCGAGCCCUUGAUCGGACCGGAAAGCCCUGCCGCAAAUGGGAACGCAAGUCUUUUCAGCUCAAGAGCUUCACCGGCGUCAUUUGGCAGCUCCCUAGCUGGCGGGCCCCUCUCAGGUCCAACCAAGCUGAUACCACCAGCGAUGCCAAAAAGUCACUUGCAUUGGCGGAAGAUAACAGCACGAAAAAUAAAGGGAACCAGGCAUCCAGUGCCAUGGCAAGUGAACAGAGCAAUUCCGGCGACCACAAUACGCCCUCAUUCCCCGGUAACACUGAGAGCUCACCUGCUCCUGUGACAGCUGCUGCUUGA